Molecule: messenger RNA, 1863 nt
Organism: Glarea lozoyensis ATCC 20868
Lineage: Eukaryota; Fungi; Ascomycota; Leotiomycetes; Helotiales; Helotiaceae
Exons: 6
Coding region: 1-1863 (620 amino acids)
Source: RefSeq, a predicted model, not a curated record
AUGGUGCAAUGGGGCAGAGUCUUCGGACUCGACGGCAAUCGAGAUCGUCGCGGCUUCAGAGACGAGGCUCGUCGCUUACUCCCAAGCUUUCAAGAAGAAGGGAUGCCCUCUGCAAUUGCGCCCGAAGAAGUCACGAAAGUUGCCCUACGUCUGCGAUAUCUGAUUGAAGAGAGCGUCCCCUGCGAGCUGGAAGAAGGCCUCAUCACCCAAGCACAUAGUCGAAUUAUCACACACAAGGUUGUGCAAGCCGCAAAGGAGGCUGGUGGGGACCAGUAUGGAGCCUGCGUGGUGUACUGUCUUCUGGUCAACAAGAGAUGGUUCAAGAAACAAGCUUCACUCGAGCUCUGGGAUGCAGAUUUGCACAAUGUGAGAGCGGUGGCUUGUGAGGUGAUUGCGAAGCAGCUCAUCGAGACGGAAGACAGCCUCGACUACCUUCUCCAGGAUAUUCUCCUGAAACGAUACUCCAUCAUCAUCGACAACGAGGUCACUCACCCAGCAAACGUAAUCGAGCGUGCGGUAGAUCUGCAUGCUCUUCGAGUGACCGGUUCCUCUGGAUACCAAAAAUGCGUCAACUACCUCUGGAGGGGUUGGCUGGUUCAGGACGACAUGGAUGCAAAUCGAUUCGUCGACUACAAGAAGAAAGACAAUGUCAACUACUGGACGCAUGUUCAUCCCGAUCGUAUGCGCGCUCCGGUUUAUCAAAACGCGACUCAAAUCGUGAUUUCUCUCAUCUAUCUUGGCCUCUACACUGGUGCUAUCAACACUGUCAACUCAACUGGUGAUCUUGACUUCGUUGAAAUCGUGCUCUAUAUCUUCACAUUCGGAUUUCUUUGCGAUGAGUUCAGCAAAGUUUGGAAAGUUGGACGGAAUUACUUGGGUUUCUGGAACGUGUUCAAUCUUAUGCUCUACGGAAUGUUAACCACAAGUUUAAUCAUUCGUAUCAUUGCUCUUGGGCAUCCUAUCGGAGAGGAUAAGCGAGCAAAGUUCAACGAAUUGAGUUACAAUUUCUUGGCCUUUUCUGCACCUAUGUUCUGGAUGAGAUUGCUCUUAUUCUUCGACUCUUUUAGAUUCUUCGGGGCUAUGCUUGUUGUACUCAAAGUCAUGAUGAAAGAAUCACUGAUUUUUUUCGCUUUGCUCUUCGUGAUAGUAAUUGGAUUCUUGCAAGCAUUUAUUGGUAUGGAUAAUGCUGAUUCUAACAAAGACGCUACAACCUUCAUUCUCCAAGCCAUGGCCAAUGCCGUGAUGGGAUCUCCCGAGUUUGACAACUUUGACAAUUUCGCGCCACCAUUUGGAAUCAUUCUCUACUACAUUUUCUCAUUUCUGAUAAUGGUCAUCCUUCUUAACGUGCUGAUCGCCCUUUACAAUUCUGCUUACGAAGACAUCACCUCGAACGCAAUUGACGAAUACAUGGCUCUCUUUGCUCAGAAAACAAUGCAAUUUGUCCGUGCCCCAGACGAGAACGUCUUCAUCGCCCCUUUUAAUCUGAUCGAAAUCUUCUGUCUCAUCCUGCCCUUCGAAUGGUGGAUGUCCCGAAAGACAUACGCCAAACUCAAUGAUAUCGUCAUGGCCAUUGUCUACUCACCACUUCUAUUCGUCGCUGCAUGGUUCGAGAAGAGGAGUGCUAAGGUGGUGAGGAGCAAUCGCAAGCGCGGAGAGGAGGAUGACGACACGGUUGAGGAAUGGGAACAGAUGGCUGGUACUGUGGACUUUGAAGGCGAGGGCUGGGAUAAGAAGGUUGCGAGUGCCAAACCGGAUGUGGAGAGAGAUACCGCUACUCAUGAGGUUAGAAAGUUGAGAGGUGAGGUGGGGGAGUUGAAGGAGUUGAUUGAAAAGUUGUUGAGCGCUAGUGGGAAGAGUGAGUAG